This is a messenger RNA of Nothobranchius furzeri (turquoise killifish), 570 nucleotides long. It is a transcript of the gene cox5b2, whose product is annotated as cytochrome c oxidase subunit 5B2. Gene Ontology annotation, biological process: mitochondrial electron transport, cytochrome c to oxygen. Gene Ontology annotation, cellular component: mitochondrial envelope. Lineage: Eukaryota; Metazoa; Chordata; Actinopteri; Cyprinodontiformes; Nothobranchiidae. The record is from RefSeq and is a predicted model, not a curated record.
CCGCCCGUCACUCAGACGGCCGUGAUUGGUUCAUGUCGGUCACACUCGGGUCACUCCGCUACCUGCCCGUCACCAGAAUGGCUGCUAGGCUCCUUCUCCGAGCUUGUGCGCUGAACUCACAGCAGCUGAGACGAAAUGUGGCGGUUCGACCGUUCCAUCGAGCUAUGGGCUCAGCCGGAGGAAUACCUACAGAUGAUGAGCAGGCCACUGGAUUGGAGAGACGCACCCUGGAGGCUCUCAAACAGGGAAAGGAUCCCUACAGCAUCCUGAAACCCAAACACUACACUGGUACCAAGGAAGACCCUCACAUCGUGCCAAGCAUCAAUAACAAAAGGCUGGUGGGCUGCCUCUGCGAGGAAGACAACACGGCCAUUGUUUGGUUCUGGCUCCAUGACGGCGACGCCCAGCGCUGCCCUUCAUGUGGGUCUCACUACAAGCUGGUCCAUCAUGAGCUACCCCACUGAGGACACCAGAAUUAUUUCAGCUCAUGACUGCUGUUUUCCUCCUCUAAGGCCUUUAAAUGCAGUUUUUGCUCAACGUGUACAGUUAAUCAUUAAAAUGUGAACUUAA